CCAAAACAAAGUAUUGUGUGUGUGUUGUUCCCCUGUGCCGUUUAUUUAUGCAAUAUGGUUUCCUCGCAGAGCAUUUCGUAUCAAUGAGCUGAAGACGGAGGUCACCAAUAGGCUUGCCAUGCUGGAGAAGAGAGUGGAACUGGAGGGCUUGAAGGUGGUGGAGAUUGAGAAGUGUAAAAAUGAUCUGAGGAAGCUUCGGGAUGAGAUGACAUCCAGGAGUGGCGGCAGGAUAAACUGCCCGUGUAAAUACAAUUUCGACGACGGGAAGAAGGUCACUCCGAGACGAGAUGUUCCCAAUUAUCCAAAGUAUACACUGUCUCAGGAGACUGUCGAGGCACUGAAGAAGCCAACGUUUGACGUCUGGCACUGGGAGCACAACGAGAUGCUGAGCUGUUUGGAGUAUAUGUACCAUGACUUGGGUCUCGUGAAAGAAUUCAACAUGAACCCAAUCACACUCAAACGCUGGCUGUUGGCCAUCCAGGAGAACUACCGCAACAACCCCUUCCACAACUUCCGUCAUUGCUUCUGCGUGAGUCAGAUGAUGUACGGCAUGAUCCACCUCUGCAACCUGCAGGAGAAGCUGACUCUCACUGAUAUGGGCAUUCUAAUGACAGCUGCGGUGUGUCACGACCUGGACCACCCUGGAUACAACAACACGUAUCAAAUCAACGCUCGUACGGAGCUAGCGGUGCGCUACAACGACAUCUCACCGCUGGAGAAUCAUCACUGCGCGGUGGCUUUCCAAAUUCUUUCCCUUCCCGAGUGCAACAUCUUUGCAAAUGUGGAUCCCGAAGCAUUUAAACAGAUUCGACAGGCUAUAAUCACCCUCAUCCUGGCCACUGACAUGGCCAGACAUGGCGAGAUACUGGACUCAUUCAAGCAGAAAGUGGACAGCUUUGACUUUACCAAUGAGGAGCAUGUGACAUGUCUCAAGAUGGUAUUGAUCAAAUGCUGUGACAUCUCCAAUGAAGUGCGGCCGACCGAGGUGGCCGAACCGUGGGUGGACUGUCUUUUGGAGGAGUACUUCAUGCAGGGAGUCAUUGCACAAGGCCAAACACACAAAAGUGAUUCUGAUGUGAUCAACAUCUGCGUCUCCCAGAGUGACCGGGAGAAGUCGGAGGGCCUCCCGGUGGCCCCCUUCAUGGACAGAGACAAAGUCACCAAGCCCACCGCUCAAAUCGGCUUCAUCAAGUUUGUGCUCAUCCCAAUGUUUGAAACAGUCAUGAAGCUUUUCCCUCAAAUUGAGGAGAUCAUGGUUCAACCCCUGAGGGACUCCCGGGACCACUACGAGGAGCUGAAACAAAUUGACGAUGCCAUGACAGAGGUGUCAGCCGUCCCCGACUCUCACCAUCACACCAAAAUUGCAAUCAGGGGUCCUCUUUUGUGUUCAAAUUCAGUAAAGACUUUAAGAAGAGCGAGUCUGGUUGAAGACGUUGCGUUUCUGCGUUCUGGCCAUCAACAAACGUCGCGGCGGGAGACAACAAAGAGACGACACAGCAACAUACUCAACUAAAGUUAGGCACAGAGGGAGCAUCCAAUCUUGAACUUUGACUUAGACUUUUUUGCACUGCGUGUAACAGAGAGGCACCCCCGUGUGACCUUUGUCUGUUUCUUUGUGGAGUUAACGUUGGCUAACUCUGUUUGUUUGUGUUUGUUGACAGCAGUCCAAACACUCCGAAGAACAGAUUUUCUAAAACCACAUAAACAGAAAAAACGAUUUUGAUGAUUGCCAAGAACUCAUAUUUUAGUUGUUUUCAUUGUUCUACUCAUUCUACAUUUCUCCACUGAUUUUAACCAUUGCCCUCAUUUAAAAUGUUAUAUGUUUGUUCAAGGCCAUCGUGGGAAGUCCCAUUUGUCAAAUUCCAAAAUUUUCAAAAUUCAAUCCCCAACAGAUGUCAUGUUAUUCCCUCUUUCUUCCACAUUUUAACCAAUUCAAACCAUUCCAAUCCAUUCUUCAACUCAUUUACGGUAAAUUUUGUUACUCCCCUUCUCAUCUGGAUUAUCCGUGAAACUAUUCCCAUUGCCCAAAUAAGAAUUUAAAAUCCCACAUUGAGAAAUUAAAUAUCAUUUCCUCCUUUCUUAACAAAUUCAGACAGUCCCAAAAUAUUAUACACACCUCUGGAACUAUUUGCAUUACCAAAAAUUCCCCAAUGUUUUAGAUCUUAGAAAAAAAUAAUCCCAGAUUAACACAUAUUCUCAAUCCAGUCUCAUCAUUUCAGCAUUCACAUUCAAUAAAUUGGCUUUUCCAUUCACAAUAAAUAUGUAAUUUACAUAAAAACACUUGUGUUUACAAAUACAAAAAACUGCAUGAUAAAAAAAAGUACGAGGAACCGAGUGUGCCAUUUUAACAACCUAAAAUAUAUUAGGCUUGAUUACCAAGAACCCCCGAUUUUUGGAACUGGGUAAUGUGAUCACCCAAAACUUUUUAGUCGACAGUGACUUUUCCAUUUCAAAUGAAGUUUUAAAAAAACAAUAAAAAUAACAGCACAAAUGAUCUUAACUUCAAAUUUGUGGCAAGGUCAUUCAUUAGAUAACUCAUCAUAAAAACUUUCAAUUGAUAACAAAAAUAUAUUCCCUAGCAUUAGCAAUGAGUGCGUUGAUGUGAUAUUGUCCCCCUCCCACACUUGUUUCAUUAUUGCUGAGGUCAAAGUACAGAAGCCAUAACAGAUACCAACAUAACAAGGGUAUUCAAAUAUAUUUGUUUGUAUUACUGUACUUCUAAUUGUACAGAAAUAAACAGUAUACCAUUAUGUCCGGAAGUAUUUGGACAAUGACAGCAUUUUUAUGAUGUUUAUUUUAUACACCACAAUGGAUUUAAAAUCAAAUAAAAAAAUCAACGUGUAUGUGCUAAGCUAAUUUUUAGUUCCUCCGUGUCAUUGAACACAAGACGCUUGAGUUGCUGUAAAUGAAAAUAUCUUGAACUUCAAACUCUACAACUGUGAAAUAGAAAUAUCAAGCGUUCUAAAUGAAACCCAAACAUGUUGACGUAUAAAGGCAAAGUAUUUUCCAUCCAUCCACUAUCCGAACACACAACAAAAUCUGUCAUUAUCAAAAUACGUCUCUUCCCUGUUCUUGAAUGUGAUUGCAAUCAAACAUAUCUUCAAAGCAAUAAAAAAGGCAAAUUUAGUGGCACUUCAGAACUGAAUACUUCAUCACUAGGCUGUUUCAGUUGAGCUGACAUGAAUUGUUGCAAUUCUAACCAAAGUACAUUUUAUCAUCAGAUUUCACACACUAAAUGGAGCUCGUGAUAUGGCUGCAAGGGUGCCAUUUAUCAUCUGUCGCUCUCUCUCUCUCUCUCUCUCUCUCUCUCUCUCUCUCUCUCUCUCUCUCUCUCUCUCUCUCUCUCUCUCUCUCUCUCUCUCUCUCUCUCACCUGGCGUGGCAUACAAAACACAAAAUAACUCACCAAAGAACACUUACUGUAUCGUAGAUGCAUUUCUGAUCAAUUUCACUUUGGUAUGUAGCUUUAUUUGAUUGGUCUCACACACACUAGUAUAAUUGUUCCCACUUCUGCAAUCUCGCAUAUGAUCUCAAAGCAAUAAAAGAACAUCAGCCCUCCAGCACAUGAUUGCAUUUGAGAUGAAAUAAAAUGUGUCUUUUAUUUGUGCAUGUGCCCUUUUUGUUUGCCGGCUUCAGGAAUGUUCUCAUUCAAUUUAACACACCAAGCAUGGCCAGUGAUUGAAACAAUGUCAUAAAUAAAAGAGA
This is a messenger RNA of Syngnathus typhle (broad-nosed pipefish), 3704 nucleotides long. Its product is annotated as high affinity cGMP-specific 3',5'-cyclic phosphodiesterase 9A-like. Gene Ontology annotation, biological process: cGMP catabolic process. The record is from RefSeq and is a predicted model, not a curated record. The transcript has 14 exons. Bases 119 to 1513 code for a protein of 464 amino acids. Gene Ontology annotation, molecular function: 3',5'-cyclic-GMP phosphodiesterase activity. NCBI's taxonomy places the organism in Eukaryota, Metazoa, Chordata, Actinopteri, Syngnathiformes, Syngnathidae.